UAAAGUUCAUGCUUACUCCUGCACUUUUUAACCAAAUUCGAUUAACUCCUAACACCUACCCAUUUCAUUUCAGCCAAAGUAAUUGGCUUCUGGUGGAUGGCUGCAGGAAUGUGAAGAAAAUUCAAGAUAAGCCAAGAGCGCAGAGAUAAGAAGGACAGAAGAAAAUGACUUUUUUUACAUAAAAGACGUUACUUUAUUAGUUGGCUUUAUCUUCAAAAGCUUAUCGCUUCAGGAUUGAGCUUCACUGCUGUCUUGGUCAUUUAAUGCUGAGGUGGGUGUUUGGUCUUUGAGUUCAGUUUCCAACUGGGUUCUUCUUGCUUUUGUUGAAUGAUGUGAAGUUGUGAAGUCAUGCGGCAUGGGAAAAUUUCUCUCAUAUCAAUUUCAGUUGCAGUUCACCUGAAUAGGCUGACGUGGUGGUGAGUCUAGCAUAAUUAAUUGGCCAAUGGGAUUCUGCCUGUCCUUGCUUUUCUUUCUGGCUUCUCUCCCUAUCAUAUUUGCGCAAGAUGUUAAACAUGCUACAAUUGUGGUUGAUGGGACUGUCACAACCGCUGAAACUGAUGAUAAUUUCAUAUGCGCUACCCUUGAUUGGUGGCCUCAUGAUAAGUGUGACUACAACCAAUGUCCAUGGCACUAUUCAUCUGUCAUAAAUUUGGACUUGUCUCAUCCUCUUCUAGCAAAAGCUAUCCAAGCUUUCAGGUACUUGAGGAUAAGAAUUGGAGGUUCUUUGCAAGACCAAGUGUUGUAUGAUGUAGGAAAUUUGAAUUCUACUUGCCAUCCAUUUAGAAAGAUGAAAGAUGGGUUGUUUGGAUUUUCAAAGGGAUGUUUACACAUGAACCGUUGGGAUGAGCUGAAUCAUUUAUUCAGUAGAACAGGGGCCAUUGUGACAUUUAGCUUAAAUGCCCUCCAUGGUAGGCACCAGAUCAGGAAGGGUGUUUGGGGAGGAGCUUGGGAUUCAAGUAAUGCUUAUGAUUUUAUGAACUACUCCGUCUCAAAGGGAUACAAGUUAGAUUCAUGGGAAUUUGGUAAUGAAUUGAGUGGAAGUGGCAUUGGUGCCAGUGUCAGUGCAGAACUCUAUGGGAAAGAUGUGAUCAACCUUAAAGAAAUUAUCAAGGAUUUGUAUAAGAAAUCUAAUUUCAAACCUUCACUUGUAGCACCUGGAGGAUUUUAUAACCAGCAGUGGUAUGCUAAACUUCUUCAGGUUUCAGGUUCAGGCAUAGUCAAUGUUAUGACUCAUCAUAUAUACAACUUAGGUGCAGGUUAUGUCAUUUAUAAAUCAGAAAUCUCCACGUAUGGCUUCGAAUCUAGUGGAGUAUUUUCUUCUGAUGGAUUGGGUGUUGAUCCCAACCUUGUGAAUAAGAUAUUAGAUCCCCAUCAUUUGAGCAAGAUAUCAGAAACAUUCAGUGGUAUUGUGCAAACCAUUCAACAGAAUGGUCCUUGGGCUUCUGCUUGGGUUGGAGAAUCUGGAGGUGCCUAUAACAGUGGUGGUCGUCAUGUGUCUAAUACUUUCGUGAAUAGCUUUUGGUACUUAGAUCAGCUUGGAAUGGCAGCCAAGUACCAUACAAAGGUAUAUUGCAGGCAAACAUUAAUUGGCGGAAACUAUGGUCUUCUCAAUACAACCACAUUUGUUCCCAAUCCUGACUAUUACAGUGCCCUUUUGUGGCAUCGGCUUAUGGGGAAAGGUGUUCUAGCUGUUGGAAGUGAUGCUUCACCACAUCUGCGUGCUUAUGCCCAUUGCUCAAAAGGACGAGCAGGUAUAACUUUACUGCUAAUCAAUUUAAGCAAUCAGACUGAUUUUAUAAUCAGUGUUCGAAAUAGUAUGACAAUGAGAUUGCACGUGGAAAAGAAAUUAAUUCAGAAAGAAAACUCUUUGACGCGUGACCUUAAGAGAUCAGUUUCGUGGGUCGGAAAUGAAGCAUCCAACGGAGCAACCAGGGAGGAGUAUCAUCUAACUCCGAAAGAUGGGUACCUUCGAAGUGAAACCAUGGUUCUAAAUGGAAUCCCAUUAAAACUCACUGAAAGUGGAGACAUCCCAAGAUUGGACCCUGUCCACAAUAAUGUGAAUUCUCCUAUAUAUAUAAGUCCUUUGUCCAUUUCAUUCGUAGUGUUCCCUAAUUUUGAUGCUCCCUCUUGUGCAUAACUGGCUGCACUUAGCUUUAUAAUUAUUCUGUGUUGUAUAUGAAGUUGCAGAAAGUGUAAUUUGGUUGUAAUUGUAAUUAUGACAGGUUAUAGCUUAUGCUAUUAUGUUAUGAGGCAAGGAUGUUAGAAUAAGAUGCAAUGCAUCACUUGAUAGUUGAA
Hevea brasiliensis (rubber tree) is the source of this 2295-nucleotide messenger RNA. Its product is annotated as heparanase-like protein 1. Gene Ontology annotation, cellular component: membrane; plant-type cell wall. Bases 443 to 2137 code for a protein of 564 amino acids. Gene Ontology annotation, molecular function: beta-glucuronidase activity. NCBI's taxonomy places the organism in Eukaryota, Viridiplantae, Streptophyta, Magnoliopsida, Malpighiales, Euphorbiaceae. The transcript has 11 exons. The record is from RefSeq and is a predicted model, not a curated record.